Hemicordylus capensis (graceful crag lizard) is the source of this 2963-nucleotide messenger RNA. It is a transcript of the gene ATG4D, whose product is annotated as autophagy related 4D cysteine peptidase. Gene Ontology annotation, molecular function: protein-phosphatidylethanolamide deconjugating activity. Lineage: Eukaryota; Metazoa; Chordata; Lepidosauria; Squamata; Cordylidae. Bases 236 to 1717 code for a protein of 493 amino acids. The record is from RefSeq and is a predicted model, not a curated record. The transcript is spliced from 11 exons.
ACUUCCCUCUACGUCACACGGAGGCCAAAAGCACUUCCGCCCAGGGUGCUUCCGGGACCUAAGUUAGUAGCAGCGGGGCUUUCCUGGGUCAUGAUGAUGGACUGAGCGGUGAUUCGCCCGGGAAGGGGCCCACUCCAUGCCCGCCCAAGUCCGUUCUGCUUCCCUGGUGAUGCACUUGGAGAUCUUAUCCCAGCCCCUCAGAGAGGACGCAGCCUGCACUUUUGCCAGUUGUUAAAUGAAUUCGGUGUCACCAUCUUCAGUGCAGUACUUGAGCCAGGAUGAACUGCGCCACUCAGAAGGACGUCAGCUUUUUAAUCCCAGGGCCAGCAGCCAGAGGGGGAGCUACACAGGGCACUUCCCUGGAGUGGGUGCCGCACACAGUCAGCACAGUGAACCUGAUGAAGUGGACAAGAUUAAAAGCAAAUUCCUCUCUGUAUGGAACAAUGUGAAAUAUGGCUGGACCGUCAAGACCAAAACCAAUUUCAGCAAGCUCUCCCCAGUCCAUCUCUUUGGACACACUUACUACUUGGAACGAGAAGAGGAUGUGGAGCACUUCCAGAAGGACUUUGCCUCCCGCAUCUGGCUGACCUACCGUCGGGAAUUUCAGCAGCUGGAGGGCACCAUGUGGACCACAGACUGUGGCUGGGGCUGCAUGCUGCGCAGUGGACAAAUGCUGCUGGCUCAGGGGCUCCUCAUCCAUUUCCUUGGCAGAGACUGGACUUGGCCAGAUGCCCUUUGCACAACUAAUUUGGCAGAAAUGGAGCCUGUGAAAGCCACUUCCUCAUCUUGCCCCAGUUCAACCAGCCUGCAUCAGGCUCCACCCAUCUCCACUGGUAGGAACUGGGCUCCUUGGGAGCUCCGGAGCUGUCAGCAAACUUGUAGCCCUGAUGAACUGGAGAAGGAGCCCUAUCAUCGAAAGAUUAUUUCUUGGUUUGCGGAUCAGCCUCAUGCACCCUUUGGGAUCCACCGUCUGGUCAGUCUGGGUCACAGUUCAGGAAAGAAAGCCGGGGACUGGUAUGGGCCUUCUAUUGCUGCCCACAUCAUCAGGAAAGCAGUGGAUUGUUCAGAAGCAGACAAUCUGGUGGUAUAUGUAUCUCAGGACUGCACAGUGUACAAAGGUGAUGUUGCAAAUCUGGCCAACAAGAACAAAGACAGGGCUGCGAGGGACCCUGGUGCAGAGUGGAAAGCAGUCAUCGUCCUGGUGCCCAUGCGGCUGGGUGGAGAGACCUUUAACCCUGCCUACAUGGACUGUGUCAAGGAGCUUCUGAGGCUAAAUUUCUGCAUUGGGAUCAUUGGAGGGAAGCCAAGGCAUUCGCUCUACUUUGUUGGGUAUCAAGAUGACUCCCUCCUGUAUCUAGACCCUCACUACUGUCAGUCCUUUGUGGAUACCACCAAGGAGAACUUUCCACUGGAGUCCUUCCACUGCAACAUUCCCCGGAAAACUGCUUUCAGCAAGGUGGAUCCCAGCUGCACUAUUGGCUUCUAUGCUCGUCACAGCCAAGAGUUUGAGCAACUGUGUUUGGAAUUGACUCGGGUCCUGAAUUCUGCAGCUGCCAAAGAGAAAUAUCCCAUGUUCUCCGUUGUGGAGGGCUGUGCCCAGGAAUUUGACUUGGAUGAGCUGUGUGCCCGCUUCUCCCAGCAAACAGUUCAUGUUCAGCGGUCAGGCAAGCUGGCCAGGGUGAAAAAACCCACCACAGAGGAAUUUGUCUUCUUGUGAUGGCCAGGCAGCACCAACGCCACCAACUUAUUUAUUCUUAUUUAUAUGGAGAAUGCAGUCCUGAAGGGGAGUCAACUGUCUCUUUAGGUCUGAGAAACAGGACUCCUGUGUCAUCUCUACAGUGACUGACUGUGCUGCCCUGCCCUGUUGCGCAGCGGCUUUCCUCAUAGAAAGGCUACAAGGAACUGUCCUGGGGUCACUAACGGAUUUAUAGGCUGGUGCUAGAAUGAAGUCAUAACACUGGAAGAAGCCCACUGAAUAUGGGCAGAGGAUAUUUAGCACUGAAAUGACAUGUCCAGAGUGGAGGCCUUUUUCAAACUGGGCAGCUAAUGGUGAGGGGAGGAAACAUUCUGGCAAAAUAGUUUUAGGUUGAGUUUCAAAAAUCGGUUUCUCUACUGCUGAUUUCAAGGUCUCUUCAUCAACAGUAGCAAUGAUCCAGUGUUGAACUCUGGCUCAGGCUUUUGGAUUACUGCUGCACCUUGAGUUAAAUUUUUUUUGCUGCUCAGCUUGCACUGUUGCUUUUCUCCAGCACCGAGUUUGUUCCACUGGAUCCUCUAGGUCUAUCAGAGUGGUGAAAGAGGCACAGCGUGGCUUAUUUCUUACACAGAGGUACAGAGAAGAGACUUAGUCUCUUAAGCUGAGGAAGGAAGAUUUUGUGUCCUACUGAGCUGCUUGAAUAGCAGGGAGCAACACAAUGAGUUGGCUGUUUGACUCAGGAUAACUUGGGUGAGCUUUUAACUUCACUAUUACAACAUGGCUUCAUAAUGUAUGGGAGGACCUUCCACUUGGGGCCUUUCUACAACUUUAGAAGGCAAAGGAAGAGUCGAAGGGCAUUUCAGAUGCUUAAUGGGCAAGUUCAGUUUCUCUUGCAGAGGUACCUCCCUGAGCUAAAGCCAUGCACACUGGUUAAGGGCUUUAUCAAAAAGGAUAUUAAUCACCUCUGUAUGGUACACUGGGUUGGAUUCUCCCCAAUUUCUAAAGCACCUUUCUUAUCCUUAUCAGUUUUUUCCAGCAGCAACCAGAGGGGACUGACUUACUGGAAGAACAGUUUUGUAAUUGAAUGUAGUAUUCUGCCUCUUAUCAAUGAUUGCUUUUCUUAACUCAGGACUGUGUGUGUGUGUGUGUAGCCAGAUUUGCAGUGUGGAUGAUUCUGUUGGUAACUAGGAAUUUUAUCGCAAAGGGUUGUCUUCAGUUUCCUGCAGAGCUUCAAGGUCUGUUUCAAUCAAUAAAAAGUUCCACUUGCUGA